AUGACUAAAAAAUGGAAGACUGAAACGAGCAAGCUCAGCAAGAAGAAAUCCGACAACGACAAGACUUUAUUCAUUACUCAAGAGAUGUUAGGCUUCUAUUCCAUUGCGGAAGUAGUUGAUGAUAGUAAUAAACGACCGGCUAAAACUAUCUUUUGCUACUUGGCGGAAGGAUUUGGGGAACAUCAACUAAAAUCUUUAGUAGUUACCUGCGUGCUUAGUCCAAGCGAAUGGUGCUCAGGUGUUUACUAG
Messenger RNA from Ambispora gerdemannii, 249 nucleotides. NCBI's taxonomy places the organism in Eukaryota, Fungi, Glomeromycota, Glomeromycetes, Archaeosporales, Ambisporaceae. The record is from the annotation of a GenBank genome assembly.